CCGAGCUGUCCACUCAGUUGAGGCUGGACCACCGGACCGUGCGGAUCACAUGUGAUUAUGUUGGGCUGUCCUGUCCGUGCCAUGCAGUGCUAGUGCUGAGUGUAAAGUGACCUAUAAGUGAAUUAGCGUUCAGUGUGGGUGUUUGUGUGGGUGUUGCGAGUCACUUCGGGAAUGAAGCACUGUUAUUUGGAGAGCUGCAACUCCAAGGCGACAGAUGAAGUGUCACUAUUUCGGUUUCCCAAGGAUGAAGAGCAACUUAAUGUCUGGAAGCGUGUUUGCGGGAUCCCAACAAACUUUGUUCUGCCCAAGACCGCGCGGCUAUGCUCCGGACAUUUCACCAAAAAUGAAAUUAUUACCAUCGGUAUUCAACAGCAAAAACAGGUCAUUCGAGGGGCUGUUCCUAAAAUUUAUUCGAAAGAGGCUUUACGCGUGAUACCUCGCAUGCCACCGCCUCUGCAGCCGCUCAGACCUUCAACUGCAAGUAACAGAAGUCAGACGCCAAGUGUACAACAGUUUGCAGCGGUUGAGAAGGAAAGUUCUCGCCCUUUUGCACUUCUUGCAUUGUCCCGCCCUCUCCUCGCGGGCGUGCGUGGCUUAAGUCCUCCGCCGCUCCAGCCGUUUGUGACGCAGAGACCGGAAGGAAACGACGAAAAUGCUGACCCUGCCAACAAUGACCCUGCUGAGACCGAGACUACUGGAGAAUCUGAUCAACCUAAGCGGCCGGUCAAUUUUGAACGUCUCGGUCCACUCUCCAAAGAGAAGGUUAGUACGUUUUUUUAUUUUUAUGGUCCCACUCGUGUGCCUUGUGCCUUUAGUUUAAUCCCCUGUCAAAAAUAACCCGUUCAAAACCGCGCCU
Frankliniella occidentalis (western flower thrips) is the source of this 856-nucleotide messenger RNA. RefSeq lists its product as uncharacterized. The transcript has 3 exons. Lineage: Eukaryota; Metazoa; Arthropoda; Insecta; Thysanoptera; Thripidae. The record is from RefSeq and is a predicted model, not a curated record. Bases 172 to 837 code for a protein of 221 amino acids. Gene Ontology annotation, molecular function: sequence-specific DNA binding.